This is a messenger RNA of Vicia villosa (hairy vetch), 1415 nucleotides long. Its product is annotated as inositol-tetrakisphosphate 1-kinase 4-like. Gene Ontology annotation, molecular function: ATP binding; inositol-3,4,5,6-tetrakisphosphate 1-kinase activity; magnesium ion binding. Gene Ontology annotation, biological process: inositol trisphosphate metabolic process. Gene Ontology annotation, cellular component: cytoplasm. NCBI's taxonomy places the organism in Eukaryota, Viridiplantae, Streptophyta, Magnoliopsida, Fabales, Fabaceae. The record is from RefSeq and is a predicted model, not a curated record. Bases 298 to 1278 code for a protein of 326 amino acids. The transcript is spliced from 10 exons.
AACAUGUGUCUUCACCUCACAAACACUUCACUCCAAAAUAAAAAAACGCACGCUGCACAAUUCCCCUUCAACACAAUCAACCAACCAUGAAAUUAAAAUCAAAAUGAAAUGAAAAUCAAAUUCAUAAUUAAAUUUUACGCACUUUUUUUGAUUCACACUCAACUCAACAUUAUGUGAAAUCAAGCUUCUUAUAUAGACUCACAAAACUUCGAUCUCUUCUUAGCUUGUGAGAUUUCACCGAGAAAAAAUAGUUCUGAAAAAUUGAAUAGAUUUUGUUAAAUUAGGGUUUGUGAGAACAUGAAGUUGAACGGAGAAAUCUCGGAGGGAGAAGAAGAUGAAGAGAAAAUGGUGGUUGGUUACGCCUUAACGUCGAAGAAGAAGAAAAGCUUUCUAAAGCCUAAUUUUAUUGGCCUUGCAAGGAAUAAGGGGAUUUCCUUUGUUGCGAUUGAUCUAAAGAAGCCACUGUUAGAACAAGGUCCAUUUGAUGUUGUCUUGCAUAAGUUGCCAGGAAAAGAGUGGCGUGAGAUUAUUGAGGACUACAGGCAUAAACAUCCCGAAGUAACCAUCCUUGACCCUCCAGAUGCAAUUCAACAUUUGCUCAAUCGACAGUCCAUGCUACAAAAUGUGGCAGAGCUAAAUUUAUCGGACUGCCAUGGUAAGGUUGGGGUUCCGCAACAGUUAGUUAUCACUAAAAACCCAUCUACUAUUCCCUAUGAAGUCAUCAAGGCUGGAAUGAAGUUACCAUUAGUUGCUAAACCGUUGGUUGUGGAUGGGAGUGCAAAGUCACACGAAUUGUGUCUUGCUUAUGAUGAAUUGUCUCUUUCAAAGCUUGAACCUCCGCUUGUUCUUCAAGAGUUUGUUAAUCAUGGUGGCCUUCUUUUUAAGAUUUAUAUUGUCGGGGAAACUAUAAAGGUUGUGAGGCGUUUCUCUCUACCCAAUGUUAGUAAAAAUGAGCUAUUGGAUGUUGAUGGUUUAUUCCGAUUUCCAAGAGUUUCAUGUGCAGCAGCUUCUGCAGAUGAUGCUGAUUUGGAUCCAAAUAUUGCAGAACAUCCACCAAGACCUUUAUUGGAGAGGCUUGCAAAGGAUCUACGUCGUAGACUGGGACUCCGCUUGUUCAACAUUGAUAUGAUACGGGAACACGGGACAAAGGACGUGUUUUAUGUCAUUGAUAUCAAUUACUUUCCUGGGUAUGGAAAAAUGCCAGAGUAUGAGAACAUAUUUAUAGAUUUCCUACUUAGUCUCGGGCACAAUAAGUGUAAGAAGAAGGAUGGUACUUAAACUGAGGGAUGUGUAUAGAUGCUAUCCUUGGCUAGGCAGUGGUUUCUUGAUAACCAGUAACAUUCUAAUUUCAACUUGUUUAUUUUGUUUGUAAUGUGAAUGAAGCCUCAUUAAAAUGUGUUAAAUGAGUUCUCAAA